UGGGGUACGGUUCUUGCUUGAGUUUGCCCCCCCCCCUAGCCGACACCUGCAGCUACGUGGUUGAAAGGUAGGCAGAAAGGGGUAGCCUUCAUGAACUGCAAAUAUCAAUUAACCUCUUUUUCUGAAAAGUAUGGGGGCAGGUAUCCCUUUGUCCCCUUGCUCCGGCUUCUUUAGGCGUCGCUAGGUCAAAAUACUAAACAGAGACUUGCGAUUAGACGAUUCCCAAAGUGAACAUUUGCUACCCUUCUUUGCAAAGAGCAGUUGGACAGAGUAAUGUAUUGAUUUCUAUCAGAAAAAUGCUGAAAAUGAAUCUCUUUUUCUGCUUCCCUUCAAAAAAUUAUCUACAUUUUCUUAAAAAAACUGGGUUAGCACGUUUUUUCCUUGGAAAUAACAACAGCUGCAUAAUAAUGAGUAUGCACUGGCAGGUGUACGCCUAUAAGAUGACCUUUCUAGCUAGUAUAAAUAUGUCUUCUUGAGGGAAUUGUCCAGUUGUUAACAGAGACGCUAAAUGCACGGCGGCUGAACUUCUAGAAGCUUUCUUUGCUGGUAGCGAAACACAUUAGCAGAAAACUUUUACAAGGUCAUAAGAUGAAGCCCGCUGUUGGACCUUUGAUAUUUUGCUCUGGAAAGUAUUGCUUUAUCAUAUUCAUUUGCAAUAUUGUAUUUGGUGCACUUGCUGUUCUUCUCAAUGCAACCGUCUUAAUCGCGUUGAUACGUGUUGCAAAACGCCGUACUUGGAAGGUAUCCAACAUCAUCCUGUCCGCCAUGGCUAUCACAGACCUAUGCACUGGCCUAAUCUGCCAGCCAAUCCAUGGGUACUUUGUCUUCAGGCAGAAGAAUGUGUACAAGGAAGAGGACCUUGAAACCUGGGAAGCCUGGUUGUUCCUUGCCUUGGUGUACAGUUCAUACACGUUCUGUUGCGCCUCACUAUUCAUAACGACACUGAUGGCAAUAGAAAGAUUAAUGGCAGUAAUGUACUCAUUGAAGCACAGGGCAGUCUCAACAAAUUUUCGCGCCAUAACUAGCCUUAUCAUUGCUGGUGCUGUAAGUGCUAUUAUUCCUGUCUUCCGUUUUGCAUCUCCGUACACACAGGUUGUGUUUAUGGCACUUCUGGUCCUCGUGGUCCUGUUGUCACUUGCGACUAUUAUAGGAUCAUACACUGCUCUUUUCAGAAGCUUUAAAAAACAACGCAUAGCUGCUCAGAAGCUUUCUUCGACAGAGAAAGACAGACUGCGGGGCAUAAAACAAGAAAGGCGGAUGGCAAAGACAUUCGCUUUGGUCACUGUAAUUCUAGGUCUUAUGUACCUUCCUCAAAUGAUGCUCAAGCCAAUUUCAAUAGCUGUCAAAAAACAAGGUGACUCUAUGUCUGAUCUGCUACUGAUUCUGGAAGACUCCUUCAAUACAUUCCUAUACGCAAACGCUGCAGUGAACCCAUUCAUCUAUUUCGUUCGACACGAAGAAGUGCGAAACGAAAUUGGAUCAGCACUGUCACUGCGCUGCUUCAGACGACCAAGAGCCGAUACAACAAAAUCGACAACGCAGAAUGCAAGGGAGACUUCAUCAUCGCGUCUUUGAGGACAUUCUGUGCGGCAGGACUCAUAGUAAUUAGAAUGAAUGGUUAAACCAAUACACAUGUAAUAGUAUUUGGGGCGUUGGCUCAAUGAGAAGUAGUAAUGACUUUUGGAUUCCGAGGGCCAGGGCGGAAAACAAGUACGAAGCCCUUGUUAUGUAUCUGCGAAGCCCUUGCCCUGCAUCUGUCCGUUUAAAGUGGAUUGGCAAGUGGAUGGGCUAUGAUUAAUCUGUGGCACCCUGGCCCCCCUUAAAACCGCCACAGCUUAAAAAAGCGUUUUGUCUUUAUUGAAAAGUUUUACAAGGCAUGUCAACAAAUUUUUGUCCCUAUGCUUAACCUAGUUUCAAUCUCUUGCAACAGCUUUCCACAAAUUCAGUUCUUUUAUUGGCCCCUGUUUGGAGCAGAAGCUCAAAUGGAACAAGGGGCUUUUAAUCCACCGUUCUUAUUACGUAGUGUUGCGAGUGGAGGCAAGAGAAGUUGGAAACCCCCCCCCCCCACAAUGGCAAAAAAUUUCUUUCAAAAGGGGCGUUUUCUGGCGUUCAAAGGGGCGAGAAGCCCCAAUUUUACAUUGCUCAUCUCGCCUUUGCCACCAAAAAAACUUAAUACCUUGGCUACGCUACUGUUCUUAUUGCCCAAAGGAAAGUUGCUGCUAGGACUAGCAGCUGCUCAUGUGGACUUUGUUUUUUUCAGUAUCUAGCGAAUAUUGAUAAUAGAAAUCUAGAGGCAGGAUAAGUAAAUUAUGACAAGUACCGUUAAUAAAUUCUCGCUGUAAACAGGUGUCAUGUUUUAUGCUUGUUUAUUUCAAGUGGAGUCAUUUUAGUUUGCGCUAUUCGAUAUAUGAUUAAGGGGUUAAGCAAAAAGUCAUUGAUAGGUUAGGUUGAAUUGUAAAUAGAUUAAAUUGUUUUUAUUUAAAGUUAUGUUGGAAUAUUGUAACCAGCAGUAUCAUCUGGGUUUUAACUAUUUGAUCGAUAACAUUGAUAAGCGAAUCAAGGCCGUAGCAGAUAUGGGAGCUAGAGGGUGUUAAUAUGUGAAGGAGAAAGAACAACGCAUGGGUUGAACUUCAAACGGCCUACACACAUAACUGUAAUAAUGUAAACUGUAAUCUGAAACUCUAUAUAAACAUGGGUCACAUAAAGUAAUGCUCCUGCGCAUAGUCAAUUAGGUUACUACAGAGGGCAGCCUGGCAAAAAUCUAUAAAUGUAAAGCAUAUCUUCGAAAUACCUAGUGCAGCUUGUGCGAUAUAUUUGGAAAAAUUAUG
Molecule: messenger RNA, 2828 nt
Organism: Rhopilema esculentum
Lineage: Eukaryota; Metazoa; Cnidaria; Scyphozoa; Rhizostomeae; Rhizostomatidae
Biological process (GO): G protein-coupled receptor signaling pathway
Cellular component (GO): plasma membrane
Molecular function (GO): G protein-coupled receptor activity
Source: RefSeq, a predicted model, not a curated record